CAAAUAAUGUUUCCAAACGCCGCGCCGCAAGCGCCAAACGCAUCUCCCAUGCAGAACGCGCUUGCGCAACAAUCGACCAUGCGUGCUGAUGCGUGCACGAUGAUGCGUGCAUGUUAAUGCUUCCGUGUGUGCGUACGUGUGUGACUCGAGCGGCGAGCUGCCAAAAGAAGAAGAAGACACGAGCUACGAGAGCCACGAGGCUGACGAGACAAAAGGAAGUCGCGUUGUUGUGCCGGUCGUUCCAGUCGAGUGUUGAUCGCGCGGACAGAGGAAAUAACGGAAUAAAAAAUUUUGCCGAGAUCAACGCACUUAUGAAACGGGGCGGAAAAAACGUAGAAGAUUUAACAAACAAUAUAAUGACCAAAGUUUUUACGAAUGAGUUGGCAUCCAAUUUUAGUAUGCAGGGUAAACAGAAAAAAAAAGCUUUACUGGAUUUUACAGUAACUUCGUGCAUAAUUGAAGCGAUAAUGGCUUGCGAAAAUAGUAAAGAAGAUUAUAUUCAGAAACAAAUGGGCAAGUGGCUAGCGAAUGCGCCUGUUUGCUUAUCCAGAAAUAGAACAAAGAAGGAAAAUUCGGAGGCGGCCAAAACUAAUUAACAUAAAAUAAUUUAACAAAAAAUAUUAAUUUAAUAUAAAAGUUUUAUAGUAUUGAGUUUAACAUUUAUAAAUUUUAUAGUGCUGUUUUUUGAAAAGUAAAUUUUAUUUAGACUUAUAACCUUAUUCGGACACGUAAUUGUAUUUUUAAUUUGUAUCGUACACAUUUACGUUACACAAUGUGAGAAUUAAGCUAUAUUGAUUAAGGAAAUAAAAUAAAUAAGUACACAUUUACGUUGCACAAUGUGAUAAUUAAGUUAUAUUGACUAAGGAAAUAAAAUAAAUAAGUAAAGUAAAA
Solenopsis invicta (red fire ant) is the source of this 891-nucleotide messenger RNA. RefSeq lists its product as uncharacterized. The transcript is spliced from 5 exons. Lineage: Eukaryota; Metazoa; Arthropoda; Insecta; Hymenoptera; Formicidae. The record is from RefSeq and is a predicted model, not a curated record. Bases 111 to 596 code for a protein of 161 amino acids.